UCAAGAAAGCGUUUGUCAGGGUGUGCAGGUAGACGCUGCCUAGUUUCCUGACAGAGACGGGUGUGCAUGUGUCGGAUUCAAACAUCCUGUAUUUGCUCAACAAAAGAAGAAGAUGGAAUUAUGUUCAUAAACUUCACCACUUCCUGAGGAUUAACUGUCGAACAAAGGAGCAAACACAAAAGCAGACAAAGGCUGGGGAUAUAUAAACAGGACAAAUAGAAACAUUUCGGUCCAUCUUAACCAGAUCUUCCAAGAUGCCACUUCGAGCAUCGUUGCACAGAAAGCCAUCCUCUGGCCGCUGGCCCAGCAGGAACACCAAGCGCAGGGAGGUGCUGUCUGUCAACAUGAUUAGCCUACCACUGGCGGAUUUCCGUCACAUCUCACAUAUUGGCAACGAUGCCCACACAGACAGCUUUGGAGACCUGUCUUUCUUAAAGAUGGGCCACGGUCUGCUUCUGCAGAGCUCCCAGAGUGAGCAGAACCUCUUCCUGGCCUGCUCUCCACCGCCAAAGCCCCCUCGUCUGAACCUCGAUGAGGCCGAGGGCUCAGAGAGCCCUGACUGGCAUGUGCGCCACCUGCACAACGCGUCCCAGAAGAGAAAGAAAUGCAGCUCUAUGCCACUGCUGGACAGGGAGGAAGGGGAAGCAGAGAUGGAAAAGGAGGAUGGGUACCAAAGUGGGAAUAAUGUUGCUCCCAAUCUGGACCACAGCCUCGGACGGGGCAGCCUGAAUUCAGACAAGGAUGAGGACUCCACAGAGACCUGUGACAAAAAUGUUGGACAGCACAAGGAGGAGGACAGUGGCUUUUCAUUCAGCUUUGAUCUGGGCCCUUCAAUCCUGAAUGAUGUUCUCCAGGUGAUGGACAAAUGCCCGUAGCCAGGAGUUACAGAAAGGCUUUACUAAACAUUCAGAGUAUAGGGGAGACCCACUUCCACACACGCCUGAUUUUGUGGACAAAAUGAAUAUCCUCAAGCUUUGGUUAUCGUUGAAAUAGAUCCAGAGAUAUAUGAUGGUAUAAUCCCAGUCCUAGUAUAGUAUAGGCAAACUGGUCUUACCUAUGUUUUAAUGGAGGUAAACUACACUGAAAAGACUGAUACACAGGAUGAAAUAUUCUGCCUGUUUUGAUUAUUAUGUGACUUGUUUUAAUGUGACAGCACAGCAAUUUAGCGUAACGUUUUAUAGAGCACCCGAUAUUUUGUCAAUAGCACACUGUGGUCCACAGCAUUUGUGUAAAAGAAUAAUUUAUAAAAAAACACUAAACAAAGUUAAUGUCCUCCUUAGGUACAAAGUUUAAGUUCAUUAUUUAAAUUCAAAUGUGAGAAUCCAAGAGGCACAUUUUCAGCUUCUUUGACUUUCGAAUAUUGAAAUUCCCUAAAACCACGCAGCACAGCACUGAAGACGGCUGUUAAGACUUAAGAGUGUUGUGUUUAAGAAAAGAAAAGCUGCGGCUGGAGUCCAAGGUCCUCGAGCUGUGAUGUCUUGGCUCUUGGCGUGCUUGCCAAUCUAUUGUGUGCAGAGGGCAAUUUUUCCUCCGCACGCAUCCCAGAGGCCCCACUCAAAGGUAGACCGAGGUACCCCCUCAUUCCCAACAAUGCAGUGAAAACAAACACUUAGCCCUGCUUCCAAUAAAAGCCAGCCAGUGGUGGCAGGUUGGGCUGCAGACCAAGCCAGGCCACAGGUCCAAGACCUUAGACCAAGAAAAAAAAAAAAGCCGAAGCAGGCUGUUUUCUUAGCUGGAAAUCAGAGUCUGAUAGUGAGUGGCGCACAAGAAGGAAAGUGGUAAAGAGUAACGUGAUACUUCCACAUAUGCAGGGGGUGUCGAGGGAGGAGGACCAGAGACAUCCAUUACUGCAUCAAAAGUCCUGAUGAGGGUUUAAACACUACCUUCUGACCAAACAGACAGUCGACACGUAAAAUAAGUGGUUGUGCCAAACCAAGAUUUGUACAGGCCAGCUAGGUCCACUUUGCCCAGGUCUAGAGAGGAGAGAGUCCGGACAGAACCUCAGUCUGUGCCAUAGUGGGGGGUUGCCAGGAAAGGCUGUGGGGCAAACCCAGAACCAGUCGCAUUCCUACGUUCCCCACGGGUCAUGCUGUGAAAUAUAGGAACCACAAGUGUCAUACUUCUAGCAAUAGAUUUAGAAUUCUAUGUACGUGCAAACAGAAACAGCAAUGUUUGUGGAUACGUCUGCAGUGUAUAUCUGUUUUGUCAUUUCUAAUUAUAUAUCAGAUAUUACUGACCAUCUUAUGACAAUAACAUAAUGUGAAACCUUUUUUUUCUUGCAAUGAAAAAUGUACCGUUUUGUAUUUUGGAGAA
Messenger RNA from Cyclopterus lumpus (lumpfish), 2313 nucleotides. Its product is annotated as cdc42 effector protein 3. Bases 255 to 875 code for a protein of 206 amino acids. Lineage: Eukaryota; Metazoa; Chordata; Actinopteri; Perciformes; Cyclopteridae. The record is from RefSeq and is a predicted model, not a curated record. The transcript has 2 exons.